Neohortaea acidophila is the source of this 817-nucleotide messenger RNA. RefSeq lists its product as uncharacterized. Bases 78 to 605 code for a protein of 175 amino acids. Gene Ontology annotation, molecular function: ubiquitin protein ligase activity; ubiquitin conjugating enzyme binding; zinc ion binding. Gene Ontology annotation, cellular component: ubiquitin ligase complex; cytoplasm. The record is from RefSeq and is a predicted model, not a curated record. NCBI's taxonomy places the organism in Eukaryota, Fungi, Ascomycota, Dothideomycetes, Mycosphaerellales, Teratosphaeriaceae. Gene Ontology annotation, biological process: protein polyubiquitination; ubiquitin-dependent protein catabolic process; positive regulation of proteasomal ubiquitin-dependent protein catabolic process. The transcript has a single exon.
GAGUUUCUGUUGUUGAUGAGUUCUAGUCGGCGACCCAAGAACAACAGCAGCUGGAGCGUUUCCCUGACUUCUCAGCCAUGGAUCGUGCGGCGGACGAAGACGACAUUUGCGCGGCGUGCGAAGAGCUCAUUGCGGGAGAUGCAGUCCAGGCUCCCUGCAACCACAUCUAUUGCAUUCCUUGCAUCGUGGGGUUGUUCAAAGCAGCCGUGGACCACGAGUCAGGAUAUCCUCCGAGUUGCUGCGGCAGGAACGGCGUGCCCUUGGAUCUCGUCCGCACCUAUCUCUCCAACGAGCUCAUCGAGAAGCUAGAGGACCGCGCCGUGGAGCCUGCAACGGAAGAUCGAACCUACUGCUCCGCAUGCUCGGCCUUUGUGCGACCCAGCGACAUCACGAACGGCCAAGCCAUCUGUCGGAAAUGCGCGACCAGAACCUGCAGCAAAUGCAAGACGCGGGUCCACAAUGGUGCUUGCAAGGAGGAAAAUGAGGGACUUUUACUGACACUCGCAGAUCAGAAGGGAUGGAAGCGAUGCCCGCGGUGCAGGAGGAUGGUUGAGAAGGGUCCUGGUUGCAACAUGAUAGAGUCGGUGCGCCUAGGCUUUGGCUGAGAGAUUGAUUGACUUUGCUGACAAUCUUUAGCUGCUACUGCGGCGCGGAGUUCUGCUACUCUUGUGGCGAAGACAUGGGCAAGUGUACAUGCACAGAUGUUUUCGUGCCGAGGGAGGUCAGUUUUAUAGAAGACGAGUGGCCGUAGUCAGGCGGGAAAGGAGGAAGAUGUCAUGGCGGAAGCUCGAGCGCAAGUCUUAGAAAUUAUACCACG